AUGAUGGUUGCAGUAUUCCAUAGGAACGCUAGCUGUGGUAUGUUUGAGCGUGGGUACCGUCGCAUCCGAAUUAUACAUCGAAUUAGAGGUCGCAACGGCAAUGAUAAAUUAGAAUUCAAGAUACUGCCAGAAGUUGGAACUCGUUUGGAACAAACCUUGCUGUUUAACUAUGGGCAUCCAUCAGAAUCGGAAGUGACUGAAGCUUGGGAUCGUUUACAGUCAGAAGUCUGUCCUCCAGUCCUAAAACAGUUAUCACUUUUAUUCGAUUUUUUGGUAAAGUAUAAUGGUAAAGUAUAA
This is a messenger RNA of Enterobius vermicularis (human pinworm), 297 nucleotides long. NCBI's taxonomy places the organism in Eukaryota, Metazoa, Nematoda, Chromadorea, Rhabditida, Oxyuridae. The record is from the annotation of a GenBank genome assembly.